AUGGCUACUUACCCACCAACUGGUCUUUCCGAGAACGUCAAGACCCUUCCUGAAUGGAUUCAGAAGGGCUGCGGCAACGACGAGUACUACUGUGAGGAGAAGAACGCGACCUUCUUGGGCGCCGCGGACAAGAUGCCCGCCGAGCUGCCCGACCUCAAGGACCACAACAACUUCUUGACCGACGUUCUCAAGAAGAACCCCGAGCUCUACAAGCAGCUCAAGGACAAGAAGACCAAGCUCGGCGUCACCCUCGGCCAGUGCAUCAAGACCGGCAUCGACAACAAAGGCCACCCCAUGAUCAAGACCUGUGGCCUCGUCGCCGGCGACGAGGAGUGCUUCGAACUCUUCGCCGACAUCUUCGAGCCGGUCAUCAGCGCCCGCCACAACGGCUACGCGCGCGACGCCAAGCACCCCACCGACCUCGACGUGUCCAAGCUUUCCGACACGAAGAUCGACCCCACCGGCAAGUACGUGUUGACCUCGCGCUGCCGAACCGGACGAUCCGUGCGAGGCUUCAAGCUCCCUCCUGUCAUCGAGUUCGAAGAGCGCCGCAAGCUUGAGGCCCUCAUCGUCAAGGGUCUCCUCUCCCUCGAAGGCGAGCUCAAGGGUGACUACUUCCCUCUCCACGGCUCCAAGUCCUACGCGCCCAAGCCCGAAGGCAUGUCCAAGGAGAAGGAGGAGGAGCUCCGAAAAGCUGGAAAUCUUUUCCAGGAGCCCGACUCGACUCUGCUUCUCUCCUCCGGCUGCGGCCGCCACUGGCCCGACGCCCGAGGCAUCUACCACAACGAGGCCUCGAACUUCUUCGUCUGGGUCAACGAGGAGGACCAAAUGCGCAUCGUCUCCAUGCAGAAGGGCGAUGACAUCAAGGCCAUCAUCACCCGCUUCUCGCUCGGCACCGCGCAGAUCCAAAAGGUGCUCAAGGAAAACGACGCUGACUUCAUGCGCUCUGACCAUCUCGGCUGGAUUCUCACCUGUCCAUCUAACCUCGGUACUGGUCUCCGUGCCGGCUGCAUGGUGAAAAUCCCCAAGUUCUCCGCCCGCGAGGACUUCAAGACCGUCCUUGCCAAGAUGGGUCUCCAGGCCCGUGGAACCGCUGGCGUCGACUCUGCCUCGACCGGUGGCACCUGGGACAUCUCCAACGCCGAUCGACUCGGCAAGUCCGAAGUUGACCUGGUCAACAUCUUCAUCGAAGGCGCCGCUCAAAUCAUCCGAUGGGAGCAGGCGCUCGAAGAAGGCAAGAACAUCGACGAAGAAGUCGCCAAGGCCUCAAUGAAGACCUCCGCGUAA
Messenger RNA from Oikopleura dioica, 1287 nucleotides. The record is from the annotation of a GenBank genome assembly. Lineage: Eukaryota; Metazoa; Chordata; Appendicularia; Copelata; Oikopleuridae.